Perognathus longimembris pacificus (Pacific pocket mouse) is the source of this 2147-nucleotide messenger RNA. It is a transcript of the gene Foxd3, whose product is annotated as forkhead box D3. The transcript has a single exon. Gene Ontology annotation, biological process: anatomical structure morphogenesis; cell differentiation; regulation of transcription by RNA polymerase II. The record is from RefSeq and is a predicted model, not a curated record. NCBI's taxonomy places the organism in Eukaryota, Metazoa, Chordata, Mammalia, Rodentia, Heteromyidae. Gene Ontology annotation, molecular function: DNA-binding transcription factor activity, RNA polymerase II-specific; RNA polymerase II cis-regulatory region sequence-specific DNA binding. Bases 51 to 1472 code for a protein of 473 amino acids.
UCGCCCUCCGUCUGCUCCCUCCUCGCCGCCGCCACCAAACCGGAGGAGGGAUGACCCUGUCCGGCGGCGGCAGCGCCAGCGACAUGUCCGGCCAGACGGUGCUGACGGCCGAGGACGUGGACAUCGAUGUGGUGGGCGAGGGCGACGACGGGCUGGAGGAGAAGGACAGCGACGCGGGCUGCGAUAGCCCCGCGGGGCCGCCUGAGCUGCGCCUGGACGAGGCGGACGAGGGGCCGCCGGCGGCGCCCCAUCACGGGCAGCCUCAGCCGCCCCACCAGCCAGCCCUGGCAUUGCCCAAGGAGGCUGCGGGCGCCGGGAGCGGCCCGGGGAGCGAGGCGGGAACGCCGGAGGCGGACGGCUGUAAGGGCGGGGAGGAGGGCGCCGGGAGCGGCGGCGGGCCGGGCGCCGGCAGCGGUGCGGCGGGCGGCCUGACCCCCAGCAAGCCCAAGAACAGCCUGGUGAAGCCGCCCUACUCAUACAUCGCGCUCAUCACCAUGGCCAUCCUGCAGAGCCCGCAGAAGAAACUGACCCUGAGCGGCAUCUGCGAGUUCAUCAGCAACCGCUUCCCCUACUACCGGGAGAAGUUCCCCGCCUGGCAGAACAGCAUCCGCCACAACCUCUCGCUCAAUGACUGCUUCGUCAAGAUCCCCCGCGAGCCGGGCAACCCGGGCAAAGGCAACUACUGGACCCUGGACCCGCAGUCCGAGGACAUGUUCGACAACGGCAGCUUCCUGCGGCGCCGGAAGCGCUUCAAGCGCCACCAGCAGGAGCACCUGCGCGAGCAGACGGCGCUCAUGAUGCAGAGCUUCGGCGCCUACAGCCUGGCGGCAGCGGCCGGCGCCGCGGGACCCUACGGCCGCCCCUACGGCCUGCACCCCGCGGCCGCGGCCGGUGCCUACUCGCACCCGGCGGCCGCCGCCGCUGCAGCCGCGGCCGCGGCGCUCCAGUACCCGUACGCGCUGCCGCCGGUGGCGCCCGUCCUGCCGCCCGCCGUGCCCCUGCUGCCCUCGGGGGAGCUGGGCCGCAAAGCCGCCGCCUUCGGCUCGCAGCUCGGCCCCGGCCUGCAGCUCCAGCUCAACAGCCUGGGCGCCGCCGCGGCCGCCGCGGGCACCGCGGGCACCACGUCGCUCAUCAAGUCGGAACCCAGCGCUCGGCCGUCGUUCAGCAUCGAGAAUAUCAUCGGCGGGGGCCCCGCGGCGUCCGGGGGUUCGGCCGGGAGCGCUGGGGGCACCGGCGGCACCGGGGGAGCCGGGAGCGGCGGGAGCGGCACGGCGCAGUCCUUCCUGCGGCCGCCCGGGACGGUGCAAUCCGCAGCCCUCAUGGCCACGCACCAGCCACUGUCGCUGAGCCGGACGACGGCCACCAUCGCGCCCAUCCUGAGCGUGCCGCUUUCGGGACAGUUCCUGCAGCCCGCCGCCUCCGCUGCCGCCGCCGCCGCCGCCGCCGCGCAAGCCAAGUGGCCCGCGCAAUAGGGGCGCGCCGGCCCGCGGCUGGGACGCCAGGCCGGCGGGCGGCCCCGGGCUGCGGCUGAACCUCUACACCCUGAGCGCUCCGCCCGGGUCCCGGUGACCCUGCCCAAUCCUGGACUCUGCGAAUCCCUCACUCCCCCCUCCCCACCCCACCCAACACCGACCUUCCGUGACCUCCAUCCCCUCGCUUACACCACGCUGGCCCAGCCAACUCAACGCGCGCCUGGCCCGGGAAUAGCUUUCCGUUCAGGUAAAACCCACAACCGAAUUUCAAAAAAAAAAAAACAAAAACAAAAAAAAACCCACCCCGACGGCGCUUGCUAUCACUUGCCGUGAAGGGGGUGGGGGGAGGGUAGAAGAAAAAUUCUUUGUACAUAUUUGUAUAAAAAUUAUUGACUUUCCUUUUGGGGUUUUUAUUUUUUUAAGGAAAAAAAACAAAUUCAGUAGAUUUAGAGGUCUGAACUUUCAUUUUUUUGGAAGGUUCACUCUCCGCAGUUUUAUCUGAGAAAAGAAUGUAUAGAGACGUUGGGAGAUUUUAAAUACAAAAACAAAUUUUUUUCAAAAGAGCGAAGUGUCAUACUAUUAUAAAGGUCUGUUUAUAUAUGAAUGAAUAUAUGGUAUUCUAAAUGUUAUUCCAUCGUGUUGUACACAAAUUUGUAAAUAAAUUUUUAAAAUGUU